Molecule: messenger RNA, 720 nt
Organism: Asterias rubens (European starfish)
Lineage: Eukaryota; Metazoa; Echinodermata; Asteroidea; Forcipulatida; Asteriidae
Product: small nuclear ribonucleoprotein G-like
Exons: 4
Coding region: 107-337 (76 amino acids)
Biological process (GO): mRNA splicing, via spliceosome; spliceosomal snRNP assembly
Cellular component (GO): U1 snRNP; U2 snRNP; SMN-Sm protein complex
Molecular function (GO): RNA binding
Source: RefSeq, a predicted model, not a curated record
AUUCUGGGUACCAGUCUUGUGUGUUUUCAAUAAAUAAUCGUUUGAGUUACGUACUUCAGGUGCACAGAUCUUCCUCAGAAAUCCCUAAACAUCCGAAUUUUUAAAGAUGAGUAAAGCACAUCCCCCAGAGCUAAAAAAGUUCAUGGACAAGAAGCUUUCAUUGAAACUGAAUGGAAACCGACGAGUAACGGGUAUCCUGCGAGGUUUCGAUCCAUUUAUGAACCUUGUCAUGGAUGAGACUGUUGAAGAUGCUGCUGGUAAUGUUAAACAUGACAUCGGUAUGGUGGUCAUUCGUGGAAAUAGCAUAAUUCUUCUUGAGGUGUUGGAAAGAAUAUAGCGGUCUGACAACAGAUAGCUAGGGACUCUUAAACCAUCCUUUGUGAUCACCUAAUACUGGAGUAGUCAACCAUUGCCAGUCUUCAGAGCUUUGCCCCCAGUAUAAGGUGAUGAUACAUUCCUUGGAGUAUCCUCAUGAGAAAACAUUUUGUGAACUCGUCAGCUUGAAGUCCGGAAUUGGGUCGAUGAUAUUUUGAAUCUUCUAGUCCAGCUGUAGUGUGAUCACGGAGUGAUUAAUUACUUUGUGUGGUUGAUCGGCCUAUGAACAUGCCUUACUCUGCGACCUACUCUGAUGAACGGGUUGGACCAUUAGGGCCUUGUCACACAAGGCAACUUUUGCAUGCAACUUGGAGGCAACCAACUGCAGUGCAUGCCUCAGGACCA